This is a messenger RNA of Haliotis rubra (blacklip abalone), 414 nucleotides long. RefSeq lists its product as uncharacterized. The coding region runs from base 106 to 354 and encodes 82 amino acids. Lineage: Eukaryota; Metazoa; Mollusca; Gastropoda; Lepetellida; Haliotidae. The transcript has 4 exons. The record is from RefSeq and is a predicted model, not a curated record.
GUAACACAUUUCGUGAGAACCAACAUUUGGAUGAGGUAACUUGUGAGUAUAUAAACUGUCGUCAUCAUAGGCGUUGCAGCUCUGCACAAGAUUCAAAACUUCAGAAUGAAGGUCGCCGUUGUUUUCCUGUGUCUAUUCCCCCUUGUCUUCGGGGCACUGAUUGGAAACAUCCUUGACAGCGCUGAGCUGCACAAACUGGUGGAUGCUGUUGUCGAGAAGUACGGAAGUAACACUACCGAACAGCAGUGUGAGACUGAAUGCAAAGUUCUAUUUACCAACGACAUCCUCGACCUCGGCUGCGACUUCGCCUGCAGGGGAAUCCAGACUCUUAUCAUCAAGCUCCACAGUCGAUAGAGGAGGUUCUAGAAAUUGCUUUAAUGUAGACUCGUGAAAUAAAAUGAUAAACUAGUGUUA